AUGAGCAUAUUAGCGAGUUUUCUGCAGACCGAGCUGCUAAACUUGUCCAGCGAGGCCAAGCGAAAGAACCCGGAGAUCAAGGAGGCAGCAGAACGUGUUCUAUACAUCCUACGUGCGCUAAAAGAACGGCCGAAUGUGCAACAGGCCGACAACGUUGACUAUGUGGCCGUGGAGCUUGCAAAGACGGACGAUGCGUUAAAACCUUUCAUCAUGUCGUGCGAGACAAAGAACCCGAAACUUGUGCACAUCGCCGUGCCAUGUCUACAACGACUCAUAACGCAUCAAGCGAUACCAGAGGAAUCUAUAGGUCUAGUCUUGAGAACGCUCUCAGAUCUCCUCAGCAGCGGUGUUGAUAUGCAGUUGAAGAUCCUGCAGACCAUCAUACCACUGCUGACGAACUACAAGUCGAUACACGGAUCUUUGGUGGCGGAUGCACUGCUGUUGUGUUUCCGGUUGCAGGAAACAAAAUCGCCUAUUGUCAACAACACGGCGGCAGCGACAGUGCGGCAGAUGAUUACUCUGGUUUUCGAUAAGGUUGCCAGCGAGAACCUCGCAGCAGGAGUGCAAGCUACACCCGUUGAUGCGCCUCUGAGCGAGUCCGGGAAAGAUGCUUGUAUGCUUUUCAAGGACCUGUGUCUGCUCACGGGUGGUGAGUCAGCCGCGUUCCUGUCUCUGCAGUCCCUACCGAAAACUUUCGGUCUCGAGCUCCUCGAGGCCGUGAUUGUGCAUCAUCCGCGAUUAUUCCGAGAACAUGUAGAACUUGCGAAUCUUUUGAAGGAAAGAGUGUGUCCUCUCAUCAUCAAAUCCUUCUCGGAUCGUGUCGAUUUCCCUUUGGCUUGCCGUCUAAUGCGUGUCGUACAAGUUAUUCUGAAGCAGUAUCACGACAUAUUGGUUAUGGAAUGUGAGAUCUUCCUAUCAAUGUUUUGCCGGCAUUUGGAGCCGGAUCACGCGCCAUUGUGGCAUAGAGUUCUCGUGAUGGAGGUGUAUAGAUCCAUAUGUGCCGAUGCCGACCUCCUCAGGUUCAUUUUCCGAUCGUACGAUCAGAAGGAGCAUACAACGAAGGUCUUCCACGAGAUGGUAACAGCCAUUCGUCGCAUCAUCGUAGCAGAGAAGCCUGCUUUGCUACUGCAUCCACCACAUACUGCAAAUUCUGAUACGCUCGAAUCGAUACCUGAAGACCAACAACACUCGCUGACAGCCACCGGUGCUCAGAUCAAACUGCAAUGUUUGGACCAGCUCGACAAAUCCGAACCACCAUCUAUCCCCGAAACUUACAUCAUUUAUCUGGCGAUUCAAUGCAUGAACCGGACAGUCGAAAGCCAAGCAGAGUUCACUUUGCCCUUGUUGGCCGAGGCCAAUACGCCAACGGAACAUAAAGACGAUGUUAUUAUGGCUAUCGAAAUGGCAAACGCGUCGUGGGCUGGCACGCUAGCGGCUCUAUCUUUCUUAGUCACCUCUUCCAUCGACGACGAUGUCUUUGCGAUGGUGAUUAGAGCAUACCAGAACAUCACGACCGUCGUCGGGCUAUUAGGAUUGACAUCGCAUCGGGACGCAUUUCUGGCUUCACUCAGCAAAUCCUGUUUGCCGCAGGGCUCUUUUCCGGAGAGUGGGGGAUAUGACAAAAUGGCGUCGCCGCAGAGCUCCUAUGCAUCGGGCUCGCAGGCGGCGUUCCGGCCGGGCAAUGCCGUUCUCACCGAUCGCAACGUUCUGUGCAUCCGAGCUCUGAUUAAUGUUGCUCAGUCACUCACCACCGUGCUGGAGGACAAGGCGUGGUACCAAAUACUGGAAACCCUUCAAGUCGCGGACAAGCUGAUAACGAUGGGCAAAACCGGGAAGAAGGAGUCGAGUUCGAUGUCGUUGAUAAGCGACACCAAAGACACACGCUUGAGAAGUGGCUCGAUUGUACCACAAACUCAAACUGUUGUUGGUGGACAGGAGAAUCAAUAUGUUACGCUCCUGGUCUCCGCCAAAAAGCUUAUGGAGAGCACAUCGGUGAUGGACGAGCGCAACCUCUUGGAGUUUGUGAGAGCCCUUUGCACGCUGGCUCGGACCACUGCAGCAGGAGCAGCUCAAGCGGCUUCUGGCUCCGGUGGGACAACGAAAGAUUCGAUGAAGCUCGCUGAAGAGAAAUCGUUCGCUGUGGCAAAACUGCACGAUGUGAUUCUCUUGAACAUUGGACGGCUUAUGAAAUCACAGGACCUGGCUAUGUGGGACUUUGUCAUUUUCGAAUUGAUCGAUUUGGCUCACAGCCCAGCUUGCACGGGGCCGAUCAGAACGCAGCUCUGUCUUACCCUCAGCGAUGUAUUACUCGCUGCUGUGCAGGUCGCAGAUUUCAAUGAUAAUGCUGUCGAGCUGAAACUAUUGGGACCGUUGCGCAAGCUGAUUCUCACGGAACCGGGGACUACGGCUCUGGCCAGUCCGACGAACGACAACGAGGACAGAGAGAAGGCCUCAAAAACCGCGUGGUUUGUCGAGGUGCAAAAGUCCGGUUUGGAGACUAUAAAUAAGAUUCUCCAGACGAGCGGGCAGCAUCUCAGCGCGGGGUGGCCUUUGAUUCUGGAAGUCAUCCAUGCCGUUGUCAGCUCUCGGAUCCGGAAGUCGCGUACAAAGGACCCAAAGCCGGUCACCGAGACCGAAACAGCGCAGGCCGCUGUGGUAGUCGAGGCCGCCAUACCGAAAGCUUCCGGUCUAGUGCGAGUCGCUUUCCCAUGUCUGCAACUCAUUUGCACGGAUUUCCUCUCGCUUUUGCAGCCAACCGUGCUGCAUCAAUGUAUCGAAGCUCUUGGAAACUUUGGUUCGCAAACAGAUGACCUGAACAUCAGCUUGACGGCGGUCGGUCUCCUGUGGUCUAUGAGCGAUUUCGUUCUCACUAGACGGCAAGAUCUGGAACGAGUGAAGACGGCGUCACCGGAACCUCAAGAAGUAAACGAGCAACAGGAGCAGCCUACGUCGGCGCCGGUCGUCGCGGUUGGAGGCCUAGCUCCACCGCAAUCAAGUAUAAAACGCUCAACAUCCGCAUGCAUCGCCGCGCUAAAGGAGCCAUUGUCGAAAGAGACGAUGGACGCACUCUGGAUGUUGUUGCUUGGCCACCUGUCGCAGCUUUGCUCAGAUCCCAGACCGGAAGUUCGCAACUCGGCAAACCAGUCCCUAUUCCGAACCCUGAGUAUGAACGGCGCGAAGCUGAACUUGCAAGCGUGGGAACAGUGCAUAUGGAGCGUCCUGUUUCCGUUAUUGGAAAGAGUGCAAGCGUCUAGCGAAGACGAAACGGCGAGACGGACAAGCGUGCCGUCUUCGGAUACACCGUAUUCAGCAUCCCCAAGUACCGCCAAGCAGUGGGAUGAGACGAAAGUCAUCACGCUCUCCGGAAUCUCCCGGUGUCUGUUCGAUUUCCUGAACGUCCUUGUCGAAUUAGGCGAUGGCUUCGACCGGGCAUGGUCACUGUUCCUGGAUUACAUCAAAUCUUGGUGUCUCAAUUCAUCUCCGGAAGUAUCCAUUGCAGCAGUCAAGAGCCUGCGAAGCCUGGUUCAGUACCCAAAGAACCCACCAAAUGGACUGGUACCUGAUAACGUGCAGGGUCACCUCGUAAAGCUGAUGAGGGUGGCAUGGGAUGUUUGGGCGGCUAUCGGAAACGGCAUCAUCUCAAAUGCAGAUGAGAACCUGGCCCAAGCAAGUCUGAUAGCAACCGGGAGCAGUACACCUCCCAACAACUCGGCGGUUAGCAAGACGACCCCAAGCACACUCCACGGUUCCUUCACGCAGGACACACUUACGGCUUUCAUUUCCUUAUUCGCGGAUAUAUACGAUGUCAUCAAGGGCACAUUUGGACUAUUCGAGUUGAGACAGUUACUCAAUAUUGUAUCAAACCUGCUGCUUUAUCACACAAAUCCUCAAGCAGGGGCGACAGCAAGUAGAAUCCGCGCCGACUACAUCAACGAUCUCGAUCACCCAACGCCAUUGCAAGUUGCGGUUCUCGAUCUGGUAGUUGGAGGAAAACUCGAUAUAGAUAGCAUCCCAGGAGCGCCCGAGUUGCUCCUUAUAGAUAGCAUCCCAGGAGCGCCCGAGUUGCUCCUUACGACAGUAGCAGGAUUCAUCAGGCUACCAUUCGCUCGUCGUGCCGCCGACAGUGCGCGGAGCCCAGGCCCGGCAACCGUCUCUGAUCGACAACCUGCCGUAUCCACCCCAACGACCGCUGCACAAGAGCGAGGUUUCACCUACAUGGCCUUUGCAAAGAAGAGCAUGCAGCAUCUUGUUGAGCUGUUUGAGCGGUACGGACGAAUCAAAGCGGUUUACUCAUCAGGCCCGUUUGUCGACGUCAUUGAGGCGUUGGGUGUGCCCAUGAAAGCGAAAUAUGACUGCCCUAAUCCGGGGAAUAAGGACACGACGCCAUUGUGGAGAUAUGCUGCCAACACUUGCAUGACGAUUAUCCGUGUCGGCCUCCUGAAUUUGAAUGAGUUUGUUGCAGAUUUGCCCCAGGAUGUCCUAUUAGGCAUAUACAUGAAGCUUUUGAACACACUAGAAGGCACUCUGCUGCCUACCAGCGAACCGCUUGCAUCCCUUUCUCCCGAGGAACUUUCGGCGGAUGAGGCCUUUGACAUUUUCGUUCUCACCACUCUUGAAAGCGACAUAUUCCAUCAAUUUGGGCAACCCCACGUUCCAGAAGCCGUUCUGAUCCGUCUGGUAGACAUAAUCGGAAACGGGUCCCGGAGAUAUACCUCUCAGUUGGAGGCGCAUGGGUACAAUAAGUACCAAGACGAACCGGAUGGCACGAUAUUGAACGGGCUCCUAUCAACUAGUCCCUCGCAACGAGCCAGUGUGGCGACACGACCGGAAGCGAUUGCGAAGAUUGCUGGGGUCCCUUCGUUUGAGCAGGCAAGUCAGCAUGCGUUGGGCAGUGACGUUGUGCCUGUGAGACGAGAGCAGUUUGCGAAAACCUGUCUGGAUACCGUAUUCAGGCUGGCUGCUGAUUCGACUGAUGGAGACGUAGCGAUCAAGAACCGCAUCGCCGAAGUUGUAGGCCCAGUGCUGCUUACCAAAUGCAGGAACGUUAUUGUUUCUUAUGCGGGCGACAAGAGGACGUACGGGCAAUUGCCAUUGCCGAGAGUGCGCGAUGAAGAGAUCAUUGCGGUGAUGCAGAGUCUGGAGGCACUGGAUAUCAGGCCCGGAGCGCUUGUGCGGUAUCUCGGUGAAGACAAGCUUCACCCACUACGAUCACACAUUCUCAGCGGAAGAUCCGCUCAUCUGUUUGCCCUUUACCCACUUCUCUGCGAUCUAAUCGAGGUGCUCGCCAAACACGGUCCACCGAAGAAUGUGGACUCGAUAGAAGACGCGACAGCGGUGAUUGCGUCGGUCAGGUCGUGUUUAAGACGAGUAGGCAGGGAGUUGGGGAUUGAGGUUGAAACUACGAUUUCUCAGUCGCUAUGA
Molecule: messenger RNA, 5421 nt
Organism: Fimicolochytrium jonesii
Lineage: Eukaryota; Fungi; Chytridiomycota; Chytridiomycetes; Spizellomycetales; Powellomycetaceae
Exons: 15
Coding region: 1-5421 (1806 amino acids)
Source: RefSeq, a predicted model, not a curated record